Arachis stenosperma is the source of this 357-nucleotide messenger RNA. Its product is annotated as putative non-specific lipid-transfer protein 14. NCBI's taxonomy places the organism in Eukaryota, Viridiplantae, Streptophyta, Magnoliopsida, Fabales, Fabaceae. Gene Ontology annotation, cellular component: membrane. Gene Ontology annotation, molecular function: lipid binding. The transcript has a single exon. The coding region runs from base 1 to 357 and encodes 118 amino acids. Gene Ontology annotation, biological process: lipid transport. The record is from RefSeq and is a predicted model, not a curated record.
AUGGAAAGCUACAAAGCAAUGAUAAUACUUUUGGCAGUGAUGUUAAUGUCAUAUGUCCCAUUUGCACCUGCAGUCAUAGAUUGCCCAAUAGUGAACCAGCUAUUCUCAGCAUGCUCCAUAUUCAUCACAUAUGGCUCGCCAGACCCCAUGCCAGGAACACCAUGUUGUGAUGCAAUGUCUGGAUUGAACAUCAUUGCUAAUGCUAACUCUGGUGACAAUAGGCAAUCUGUUUGUAGGUGCUUAAUGGGCCUCAUUGAAACCUACAACCCAAAUGCCACGGCUAUUGGUACCUUACCGGGCCUCUGCGGUGUCUCUUUGGGCUUCACCAUUGAUCCUAACACAAACUGCGGUUUCUAG